AUGAUUGAAGAUUAAUAUUUGUUAAUGCUCAAACAGAAUUCAAUAUCUCCCUAAAUAAUAGAGGCUUACUUACAAUAGAAGCAGCAUCUAAUCAACAAUGUGAUCUCUUACUUUGCGAAUAUUAUUACAUACGGUCCAAUAGCGUUGUUUAAUGCUGAGAAAAUCUGCUCUUCUAAAUAGUCAUAAUAGUUUGUCAGUACAAUUAGGAAAAAUUAUGAAACGAUGUUUGGUUUAAACGAUUAACAAGAUUCCUAAAGUUUUAUUGAAAAUUCUUAGGAAUAUUUUAAACAAUACUUUUCACAGCAGAUAUUUGAUCAGCACUAUCUAAGCUUUUUAAAUGACUUAAAAGAGUGCUCUUAUGUUAAAUAAUUGAGUCGAAAUUAAUGGCUGGAUUAACUCCAAGACAUUAUUGAAAUUUCUACAAUUUAAGAAAUCAACCAAACUUAAAUAAUUAAUGAGCAAUUUGAGAGUGACACCUUAGCUCGGGAACGAAAGAGUAUUUGUUAUGAUGGUGAUGAGGAGAGAACCCCUUAAUAGAGUGAAGAGGAUGAGUAAAACAAAAAUAAAUAUUAAAAAAAUAAGAAAGAAAAAGAAUUAUAAAAUGGAGAAGGUGGUGAGGAGGGUUACGAUGCCAGUAAUUCAGAUCAUAAAACGAAGAUCUCAAAGUUGCCCAGAAGAAUCAUCUAAAGGAGAAAGUAAGCAAACAACCAAGAAUUCGAUACAGACAGAGAAUAUAAACAAAAAGAAUGAUCAAAAUUAUUCAAUAUGUGUAAUUAUUAUAUAUAUUUAUAUUAAUUUGAUAAA
This is a messenger RNA of Paramecium tetraurelia, 804 nucleotides long. RefSeq lists its product as uncharacterized. The record is from RefSeq and is a predicted model, not a curated record. Lineage: Eukaryota; Ciliophora; Oligohymenophorea; Peniculida; Parameciidae. The transcript has 6 exons.